AUGACUUCCACCAUCACCGAGCAAGCCACUUCUGGAAGCGCUGGCGCUUCCCCUCCAAUUUCCGGCAUCUGCACCUGCAACACCUACCUCACACCCAUAAUUGGCUGUGUAGGGCUGGAAGAUCGCCCUGCGCAUUGGUCUUGUCCGUCCUGCUCGCCGCCCUCCAACAAGCGCAAGUCAGAUGACUCUGACGACGACAUGCCGCGCAAGAGGCGCAAGAUGGCUGAGCUCGUAGCCUUUGCCGCCGACGUUCCCCUUGCUGUCGUCGAGCAGCUGCUCGCUGAGGAGCCUGGCGCCGACAAUGACGCAGAGAGUGAGGAGGCUGAGGAGGCUAAGGGCGAUGUAGUCGUCGGGCUUCCAGCUGUUGGUGCCAGUGGAGAUACACCAAACCUGGUUGCCGACGACGAGGAUGGUUCCGCCUCUGUUUCUGAGGACGGUUUCGAGGAUGGCGGCGACGAUGAGCCGGAGGCGGAGUCAAGCCACUACUGUUUCCCAGCUUGUCGGCGUGAGACUGGUGGGAUGGUGGCGUGUGAUGGGGAGGAUUGCGCGGGCGAGUGGUUCCACUUCGCGUGCAUUGGGAUGACGUCGAAGACGGUUCCGGAAGGAGAGUGGUUUUGCGAUGAUUGUGCUGGGGAGUGA
This is a messenger RNA of Alternaria ethzedia, 639 nucleotides long. RefSeq lists its product as uncharacterized. Gene Ontology annotation, cellular component: nucleus. Gene Ontology annotation, biological process: regulation of DNA-templated transcription. NCBI's taxonomy places the organism in Eukaryota, Fungi, Ascomycota, Dothideomycetes, Pleosporales, Pleosporaceae. The transcript has 2 exons. The record is from RefSeq and is a predicted model, not a curated record. Bases 1 to 639 code for a protein of 212 amino acids.